CAAGACGCCAGUGUCAAAAUGUAAACAAAUCCACGUGAAUUUUCUCUCUGAACUUUCCUGCUAUUUCUACACAAUUCCGCCGGUGAUAAUGGAUAUCAACGAUGUGUUUGACAACAUCGCUCUGGCGGAGGACAAACUGACGCAGCAAGGAUACGAAGAGGGCUUCGCGAAGGGCGCGGCGGCGGGAAACACGGAAGCGUAUCACUUGGGCUAUCACAGAGGCGCCGAGUUCGGGGCGGAGCUGGGAUACUACACGGCAGUCGAGGAGAUAUCCAGGAGUGACUGCAAAGGACAGAAGUCCGAACAUGCUCUGGAUGUGCUGAGAGAAAUGCUGGAGAAAUUCCCCAAAUCCAAUGAUGCAACAGUGGAUUUUGUGGAAGAGAUGCUGAAGAUUCGUGCUCAAUUCCGGAAAGUUUGUGUUCUGCUAAAGAUCAAGAACGCCUUCAGCACCGAGAGCAAGCUGAGCUUCUAAAGGAAUGUUUAGGAACUACAAGGACAUAAUAUAAUUUCCAAUUAAAACGAGCCAAACAAUCAGUGUAGGUAAGUAAUUGCCCACAAUGUGCUUUAGAGUCAUUAGAGCCAAUAAAGCGCUGAUAUUGCAACAAAA
This is a messenger RNA of Phlebotomus argentipes, 607 nucleotides long. Its product is annotated as protein LTO1 homolog. Lineage: Eukaryota; Metazoa; Arthropoda; Insecta; Diptera; Psychodidae. The transcript has a single exon. Bases 89 to 472 code for a protein of 127 amino acids. The record is from RefSeq and is a predicted model, not a curated record.